AUGGCAGAAAGACCACUGUUGACACCAGAUCUAGAUGAGGAAUCCGUAGAUCAAACUGAAUAUCGAUCGAUGAUCAGAUCUCUAACGUAUUUGAUUGCCAGCAGACCUGACAUCAUGUUUUCUGUCUGUCAAUGCGCUCGUCAUCUGGCUAAUCCUAAACUUCCCCAUUUAAUUCUUGUUAAAAGUAUUUUUAGGUACCUUAAAGGUAGCGCUAAAUUGGGUCUUUGGUAUCCUAAAAAUCCCGAUUUCGAUUUAUAUGCUUUUGCUGGCAGCAACUAUGGAGGUUGUGAUCUUGACAGGAAAUCUACAUCGGGUGGAUGUCAGUUCUUAGGGGACCGAUUGGUGUCAUGGAAAUGCAAGAAACAACAAAUGAUAUCGACCUCAAUGGCUAAGGCUGAAUAUGUUGCCGCCUCAGCCUGCUGCUCUCAGGUUAUCUGGAUUCAACACCAAUUGUUGGAUUACGAUUUGAACUCUCUUGACACCUCCAUUUUUUGCAAUAAUGAUGCGGCCAUUCAAAUUGACAAAAAUCCUGUUCAACAUUCAAAAAUCAAUCAAAUCGACAUUAAAGUUCAUUUUUUGUAA
Lactuca sativa (garden lettuce) is the source of this 582-nucleotide messenger RNA. Lineage: Eukaryota; Viridiplantae; Streptophyta; Magnoliopsida; Asterales; Asteraceae. The record is from RefSeq and is a predicted model, not a curated record.